GCUGAGCAGUGUAGGGUUUAAUAGCAGCCACCUUACACUCACUUUUUCUCUUUCGCAGAAGCUCAAACCCUUUCGCUUCUGUUAUUUUUUUUUCUCUUCUGUUAUGUUAUAUUGUUCCUCUUUACACAUUCAACUUUACACUUUCGUUUCACUCCCAAAUCGAAUCCAAUCGAAGCUUUUCUUCAAUGGCUGAAACCGAAACUCAAACCGAAACUCAGAAACAACACGAUCUAAUUCAGAGAAAAAUCGUCUUUGUCCCUAACAACAAACCUUUUAAAGGCUUUUCCAAUGAUUUCCAUAUCGAAACCCUAAACCCUACCACCACCACCACCGAAAAACGGCAACUUGUUUGCGUUAAUGGUACUACCUCUCAUCCACCUCCCAAAAAACACGAUGGUUCCGAAUUCUCCGAGUUUGGUUUGGAUCCAGAGCUCAACGUUGGAAUUACCUUUCGCAGAAUUGGAGCUGGAUUAUGGAAUCUUGGAAACACUUGUUUUCUGAAUUCAGUGUUACAGUGUUUGACAUAUACUGCGCCUUUAGCUGCGUAUCUGCAAAGUGGCAAACAUAAAAGUUCAUGCCGAGUUACUGGGUUUUGUGCUCUUUGUGCAAUACAGAAUCAUGUUAGUCGUGCAUUGCAAUCAACUGGAAAUAUAUCUCCGAGUGAUCUGGUUGGAAAUCUGCGGUGCAUAUCACGCAAUUUCCGAAAAUCUAGGCAGGAGGAUGCACAUGAAUAUAUGGUGAACUUACUUGAGUCAAUGCAUAAAUGUUGCCUGCCCUCUGGAGUACCGAGUGAAUCACCUGGUGCUUUUGAGAAAAGUUUGGUUCACAAGAUCUUCGGUGGUCGUCUUCGAAGUCAGGUGAAAUGCAGACAGUGUUCUUUUUCAUCCAACAAGUUUGAUCCUUUCUUAGACUUAAGUCUUGAAAUAUUGAAGGCAAAUUCACUGCAAAAGGCACUUGCAAAUUUCACAGCUUCAGAAUUGUUGGAUGGGGGAGAGAAGCAAUACCAUUGUCAACAUUGCAAACAAAAAGUGCAGGCUAUCAAACAACUGACAAUUCAUAAGGCACCUUAUGUGCUGGCAAUUCAUCUAAAGAGAUUCUAUGCUUAUGAUCCUCAUAAAAAGAUUAAAAAGAAUGUUGAGUUUGACUCUGCACUGGAUUUGAAACCUUUUGUCAGUGGCUCAUAUGAUGGAGAUUGCAAGUACUCAUUAUACGGGGUCCUUGUUCAUUCUGGUUUCAGCACUCAUUCUGGCCACUAUUACUGCUUUGUUCGCACUUCAAAUAACAUGUGGUAUACCUUGGAUGACAGUCGGGUAAGUCAUGUCAGUGAAUCGAAAGUUCUAGAACAGCAAGCUUACAUGUUAUUUUAUGUUCGUGAUAGAAAAAGUGUAGCUCCAAGCAAACCUGUUGAUAUCCCUAAGGAGGUAAAUGUGAAAACCAAUGUUAUUGGAAGUAGAUAUCCAACUUCAAACAAUGCACUUAAAGAUUAUCCAAAUGGUCACGUGGAAAAUAAGUUAUGUGUUGAACCUUCUUUGACCGCUGAAACUCAGAAAAAUACGUUAAAUGCGGAUCCAUCAAGGGUUUCAUGUGCGAAUAAUGCUCUGGUUCAGCAAAAGAAUAGUUUCAUUUUAGCAAAAGGCUUAAUGCAUGGUGAAACCCCUGUAUCUGAACUCACUUCUAAGGAACUUGCUCAGAAGAACUCAACAGUCGAUGUCUCUUUUGCUAAAUCAGAACUUGAAUGCUUGUCAUCCUUAGAUCACCCUGGAAAAGAUAAGGUCCCUUGUAAUCAGAAAUGUUUAGAUGCAACAGCUGAUGACAGACCUAAUCUGUUCAACAAGAAUGCAUUUUUAAAAGAGGGUGUAGGUUCUCCUUUAAAAGAGCCGGCUAUAAGUAAUCCCCAAACUCUUAUUGGUCAAAAUGUUAGUGACAGAACAUCACAGUCUCAGAAGAUGAAUUCCCCCACUGAAGUUGAUGCUGUUGCAGCUCAAGAUUCAGUCACAAAUUUCUCAGAGAAAGCUUGUCUUGUAACUUCGGUUGGAACUUCAAAUGCUUCGGUUGAGGAGGAAGCAUGCAAUUUAUUGGUUGAGAAUGCGGUUGUUUCUCAGAAACUUCUUAAAGGUUCAUCAAAUAGAUCCUCGAGUGACUCAAGUGUUAAUCAAAAGCAAGUGAAAAAACCAAAGAAGAAGUUUCCAAAGUACCACGGAUCAAUCAUGCGACUUCGCCCGAUCCUCCGUUAUGUGGCAUACCUAGGGCCGCGGAAGAAGGAUCACAAAAAAAGUAAACGCCGCGAAAAAUUGAAUAAACCUGCUAGCUCAUCAGAUGCUGGACUAUCUACUUCUGGAAAAGCACAGUUACUUCCCUCUGUAACAAGUUAUUCUGAAAGUAAAGCAACUAAGCCAUGUCCUAUGCCUGUUGCUAACAUGAAACGUAAUGAUGUAUCUCUGAUGGAACAUAAUGCUGAAGGAGAGUUGAAGAAGAGGAAGAGGAUGGACCAGAACUGUGCUGUGCUUGCAACAGCUACACAAAUAGAAAAUAUGUCCCAGUGUUUAUUGGAAAAUAAAUUUGAAGCUGCACAUGCUUUUAGUCCACAGGAGGAUAAGACAGAUCAAAUGCAUAAUAGUGUUAUGAGGAUGCUCACUAGAGGUCUAGAGGAGACAGUUGUUGCACGUUGGGAUGAUGUGGAAUUACCUUCAUCUGAGCCCUUGGAAUCAAAGAAUGACCAGAUCGCACACAUUGGAUAUGUUGGGGAUGAAUGGGAUGAGCAAUAUGACAUGGGGAAGAGGAAGAAGUUAAGGUUGAAGCAGAGCUUUGGUGGACCAAAUCUUUUCCAACAAAUUGCUAACGAGAAAUCGAAGUUUAAAAGUUCAAAAUUGAACGCUAACGAGAAAUCGAAGUUUAAAAGUGCAAAAUUGAACCAUUCGAGCUCAGGGAACCCUCCAUUUAGGAUAUGACUCCAAAAUUCAUUUCUAUUAUCUGUCGACAUCAAACGCUGAAAAUGUAGUGAAGAGGAGAGCAUCUACCUUAUUUUUUUGGGUACAAAUUUUGUUGGCUGCAUCAUAUUGUCUUUGUAGCCGAACUGAAGAGGGUUAGAAUUAUUUAUGCACCUUGGUUUCUUUGUAGGGCAUUUCUCAUUUCACAAUCCAGACAACUAUUAGUUGCAUGCAUGUUUGGAAAAGUGUAAAAUGAAACCCUUUGUAUUAUUUAUUUCUCUUGUAAUAGCUGCACGUCGUAGCGCAAAUUUUGUUCGUGAAUUUUAUGUUAUAUGAGCUUUGCAUAAUGUAUUUUGGACUGAAAUUUGUAUUUGGCUUAUGAUUAAGUGAAAUUAAAACAUUAAUUAAUCGUUGUGCGAUUUAA
This is a messenger RNA of Trifolium pratense (red clover), 3351 nucleotides long. RefSeq names its product ubiquitin carboxyl-terminal hydrolase 23. The transcript is spliced from 11 exons. Gene Ontology annotation, molecular function: cysteine-type endopeptidase activity; cysteine-type deubiquitinase activity. Bases 186 to 2948 code for a protein of 920 amino acids. The record is from RefSeq and is a predicted model, not a curated record. Lineage: Eukaryota; Viridiplantae; Streptophyta; Magnoliopsida; Fabales; Fabaceae. Gene Ontology annotation, cellular component: cytosol; nucleus. Gene Ontology annotation, biological process: protein deubiquitination.